Penaeus monodon (black tiger shrimp) is the source of this 888-nucleotide messenger RNA. RefSeq names its product basic salivary proline-rich protein 1-like. NCBI's taxonomy places the organism in Eukaryota, Metazoa, Arthropoda, Malacostraca, Decapoda, Penaeidae. The transcript is spliced from 6 exons. Bases 1 to 888 code for a protein of 295 amino acids. The record is from RefSeq and is a predicted model, not a curated record.
AUGGGGGCUACCACGGGUGAUUGGAGCGUACAGGGGCUUCUUCGUCUGGGGUCUCACCCCAACCGACGGCCCUUCUUCUAUGUCCGAGGCGUCGAAACGCGCGGCCUGAUCCAGGCCCGGGCCCGGUCAAACGGGUGGUCUCCCUCGGGGCUGGUCAAACAUCAUGCGCCGUUGGGCCCACACUGUCCGUGGUACCAGUCAACACCUUUCGUUGCGACCCGUGCAAAGGGCCCCGACACGGCAGCCACCCGAAGCCCUUUCUGCCUCUGGUGGCAAAAGAAACCCCCCAAAAAGGACAGUAUGCCGCUGCCAAUGAUGGACAAGACGGAAAAAACAGUACAAAAAAUGUCUGUUCACCAGAUUUUCCCAAAAGAUGGGCUCUCGUGCUGGCCCCCCCAGGCCCGCCCCAACCAGGAAAGGCCUCUGACUCCCCCCCAACGACCCCCCUCUGAAUCAAACACCACGAACCACCGAAAAAGCUGUGCUCCAGACAACCCCCAAACCGAAAGGGGCGGACCGCGGGCCCAGGCCGGAGACCGCUCGAUGGGGAGUCUGGACCCCCAGGGAAAAAAGGAUAAAAAUGGAGGAAAACCUCCACCCCUGAAACCCGAGGAAAAGAGAGUCAAGAUGAUUCCCCCAAGUAAAACAAGUGCAGAGGAACCACAGGAAGAAGGUUCCACGCCCCAACGUCCCCCCCAGACCCCAAAACCAUGUUCUUCAACGAGGGGGGCAUGUCAUCCUAUCCUACUGGUCACAGCUGGUGCCACAACCGUCAAAAAGCUGAGCCGCCCCGGCAAGCCGCCAAAGCCAGAAACACCUGGCCAGAGAAAAGCCAAACACGAAAGUCAAGCUACCAAAAACUCUCCACCCCCCAUGAUCCAGGGAUAG